GCCCCUGCCUCUCUAAAUAUAUGUUCUUGGGGUAACAGUUUCACUUCUGAAAUCAUCUCUCAUCCAACAAACGAAUGCCCCAGAAACUAACUUGGCUAUGAUCUUGAACAAAUGACCUCAUAAUUCUGGAUCUUGAAUUUCUCAUCUAUCAUAUAAGGUUGAUUUGAUGAUUUAGACUCAACUUCUUUAAAACCAACAAAAAAGCACACAAAUUAAUGGAAAUUUACCAACUUUUUACCAUAGAACCUUCUCAUCAUUAAAUAUCACUGGUGAGAAAUUAAUUGAUCUUUUGAGAUCCCAGGCAGUUUCUAGUCUCUUCCCUGCAGACCUCAAAGAAAAGACCCCAUUCUUCUGCUGUCGUAUAGGGGUCACUACCUAGAAAAGGGAGCAGGACUAAAUGAUUCCUGAGCGUUUCCUCCUCUAUCUUGCUAUUCUGUGUGACUUGCACAGUGAACAAGUUUAUGUGUGAGCAUAGGGCAGCCAGCCAGCUUUGCUUUCUCAUUGUUUUUUCCUCUUUCUACCUCCUGGAAAUCCGAGUCAAAGUUAGGAGGCAUCAUGACUCUAAGCAUCCUCCAUUGAGCCAUAGCCCAGCCCUCUUUGGUUGGUCUGGGUUUCAUUCUUUAGACAUUUUACUUCGAGAGAGGAAAAGUAAAGACUAGGGACAUCAGCCGAACAAGUUGAACCCCUCAGUGGAAGAAGUUUUGCAGAUAAGAAGAACCCAAAGGACUUCCCAUAGGCGUGAGCAAAAUUGCACACACCAUCCGGAGAAGGGGGCCAGGAAAUGGCUUCUUGUUUUCCAGACAGCUCUUGAGCUCUCUUCCAUAGCUCGGUGAAAGCUGGAGAGCUGGCCACACAGCCAGGGGAGACACCCAGUUGAAAUUGGUCUUUUGCUGGAGAAAUUUUUACUGCUGAAACUUGCAGCCAUGACUUCUACAAAGUAUUCCUACUGAGUGUGAUUUCCUCUGAUGAGGAAGCAAAGCAAAUGACAUCUUAACUGAAAGCCGCACGAUUAAGAAAUUGAUUUGUCCCAGAGACAGUGUUGGACAGGCCAUACAAGAAGCUUGAAGACAUGAAUUCCCCAAGGAGACCAGUUUUCUGUUUCCUGUUCCUGAUUGUGAUUUACUCUUCUCAAGCUGCACUGAAUUUGAGUCUUGAAUCCAUUGUCCAUUCUUUGAUCAAUAGAAGUCAUGAACUAGACAGCAAUGACUAUAGAGCAGAAUCACUAAGACACAAACGAGCUGUGGCCACAAGCAGCCCUGCACCUGAAGAAUAUGAGAUUGAAAUUGAGAUAAGUUUUGAAAAUACAUCUCUCCUGGAGUCCUUCAAAGCUUACUAUAAAAACCUCAGUUUUCCAAUCCAAGUGAUAAAUACCAACUUGAGCACUGAUAUUUUAAGCAUGGAAAUUACAACAGUAUGCAGGUCCAGUGGAAAUGAGAUGCUGUGUUCUUGUGAAAGUGGAUAUAAGUGGCUCCCAGAAGUGUGCCUCAGUAACCUCACUUGUCAAAACUAUCAACACUCAGCCCCAGAAGACUGCAACUGCCUCAAGGAAUUGCCUGCCAGGGGACCCUAUUGUCAGCAAGUUAUUCUAAAAGAUAUUACACUGAGGAUGUCAGUCAAACUCAGCAUGGACUUUCAGGAUGACUUGAGGAACUCCUCCUCUGCCCUGUAUAGAUCAUACAAAACGGAUUUGGAACGAGCGUUCCGGCAAGGAUAUAGAAUUUUACCAGGCUUCAAAUCAGUGGUGAUUACAGGCUUCAGCCCCGGGAGUAUUGAUGUUGCCUAUAAUGUCAAGACAAGUAAACCAACACCAGCACAAAUGAAUGAAGCAAAUGAACAAGUCAAGAGACUGAUCAAUUCAACAUAUAAAAUGGAUCACCUCUCCUUUGAAGCAUCUCUUGAUAAUGAAACAAAGUUCUCCAUUGUCCCUGAAAUCAUCUAUGAAGGGGACACAGUCAUGAUGAAAUGUGAAAAUGAAGUACAAUCAACAAAUGUAACCUGGCGCCAUGUUGAAAGGAGCACAGACAUUCAGAACAGCAGCGAAUUCUCCAUUUACACUUAUCUGAACCACCAAGUUUCAGUUUCAAUCCUCACUAUUCAUAACAUCUCUUUGAUUGAUGCUGGUGAAUACCUUUGUUCUCUAACAUAUGACAUUUUUUACUAUGAGGGUCGAAAAAAAGUCAAUGUGAUUUCCACAGAAUUUGUGGCAUCAGAAGACCUGAAGGUGAUGUGUGACAAUAACCCUGUGUCUUUGAGUUGUUGCAGUGGAAAAGAUUUUAAUUUGAGUAAUAUUGAAUGGAAUCAGGAAGGACUAAUAAAUAUUCCAGGAAUAAGCUCCAUAGAUUCUGGGUGCAGUAAACUUACCAUCAAGGCUGAUGGAACUCAAUGUCUAAGUGGGUCAGCUGGAACAGAGGUAUUUUACAUAUGCAGUUUCCUCAGUGGCUAUGGAGCCAAUAGCAGCAAGAAGAUAAAAGUCACAUUCACAUCUGUGGCCAAUAUAACAGUAACUGCAGACCUGAUUGCUAUUUCUGAGGGACAGAAUUUCUCUAUAAAAUGCAUCAGUGACGUGAGUAGCUAUGACUCAGUAUUCUGGAACACUUCUGCUGGAACCAGAAUCAACCCAAAGUUUUAUGUCACCACAACAUGUAAUGAUAGAGCUGAAUCAGUGCUCACCGUAAACACUGCAACAAGAGAAUGGAAUGGGACUUAUCAUUGCAUAUUUAGGUAUAAAAACUCAUUCAGCAUAGCUACAAAAGAUGUUACUGUUUACCCAUUACCCCUGAAACAUGACAUCCUGCUUGAUCCCCUGGAAGCUGAUGUUCCCUGUGGGGGCUUCUGUCAUUUACGGUGCUGCAUAAAUGAGGCUGGAGACUACAGAGUUACUUUCCAGAUUGAUGGCUUGUCCUUUCCUGCUGUCAAAAAAGCUCAAGGAAAUAGAGUCUGUUAUGGAUACAGUUUAAACACAACGAUCUGGUGUUCCAAAACAGUUCAGCCGUUUUGUAACUUCGUCAAUUCAGUGGGUGAAUCAGUCCAGAGUACAACGAUGACACUUUACCUGGUUCCUGAGGAGAACAUCACCUGCCAAGAUUCUAACAUUGGCAAUGGUAAGGCAGGGAAAAUGAUUCAGAAGUUGUGCCAGUUUUCAGACAUUCCUAACAAUUCUGGUCAUGGAGUGGGAGGAACCAUCACUUACAUUUGUGAAGGCUCCACAUGGAAAGUAAAGAAGAAUGACUGUAUUGCAGCUCCAAUCAAUAAUCUGCUUGGCCUGACAAAGGCUUUGCUUAUGAGCCCUGAGCAAGAAGAGAAGCUACUGACAUACCUUCAGGAUCUGUCCAGUAGUACUGAGAAGGUGGAAAAUGAGAUUAAAUCAUCACCUGGAAACCUAAAGGCCAUUAUUACCAUCUUGGAAUUGCUGUCAACAGUCCCAACCCAAGUAACUUCAGAUAUGAUGAAACAUGUCCUCUCUACAGUCAAUGUCAUUCUUGGAAAACCUAUACUGAAUACCUGGCAAAUUCUGCAUCAGCAACAAGCCAAUGAGAGCUCUCGGUUAUUGGAUUCCAUAGAGAGAUUCUCCAGAGUGCUGCACGAGGGAAUCAGUGCCAUUCCUUCCAUCACCCAGGUCAAUGUGCAAAUGAGGGGUCUCGUGACUACUGCUGGUCAAGUGACAGACUAUGACCAGCACUUUGUCUUUCCCAAUUCCAAUCUCUGGGGUCAUGUAAUCAUUGACAGGCAUCAGAUAGAAAGCCUGCAGCCAAAUUCAUCCAUAGUCACACUGGCGUACCCAACACUCAAAGCUAUCCUGCCUCAGGGUACUCUGGACAAGAACAUAGUGAAUGGCUUGGUGAUGACAACCACAGUGAGCCAGGGUGUGACAAAGCCAUUCAGGAUUUCAAUGAAGUUUAAGAAGAAUGACCUGUCAUUGGUGGCACCUCAAUGUGUCUUCUGGAACUUUCACAUCUCCAACCACACAGGGGGAUGGGACAAUACUGGGUGCUUUGUUGACCAAGUGAAAGAGGAGAGUGUCCUCUGCACCUGCAAUCAUUUAACCUCAUUUUCCAUCCUUAUGUCUCCUGACUCUCCGGACUCCAACUCCCUUGUACAAAUAUUGCUGGAUAUCAUUUCUUAUAUUGGCCUCGGCUUCUCCAUCUUGAGUCUAGCAGCCUGUCUGAUUAUUGAAGCUUUUGUCUGGAAGUCGGUGACCAAAAACCGGACCUCUUACAUGCGCCAUGUUUGCAUAGUGAACAUCGCAGCCUCCCUUCUGAUCGCUGACUCCUGGUUCAUUGUAUCUGCUGUCAUUCAUGACCAACGCUACCUACUCAGUGAAACAGCUUGUGUGGCUUCGACCUUCUUCAUUCACUUCUUUUACCUCAGUGUCUUCUUCUGGAUGUUGACCCUGGGUCUCAUGCUUUUCUACCGCUUGGUCUUUAUCCUACAUGACACAAGCAAAUCCAUACAGAAGGCAAUUGCCUUCUCCUUGGGCUAUGGCUGCCCACUCGUCAUCUCAAUCAUUACAGUGGGGGUCACCCAGCCAAGGAAUGUGUACAUGAGGAAAAAUGCCUGCUGGCUCAACUGGGAUGACACCAAGGCUCUCCUGGCUUUCGUGAUUCCUGCACUGAUCAUUGUGGUGAUAAAUGUGACCAUCACUUUUGUGGUCAUCACGAAAAUCCUGAGACCCUCUAUUGGGGAUAAGCCAAGCAUCCAAGAAAAGAAUAGUCUGUUUCAGAUAACCAAGAGCAUCGGUGUCCUCACUCCCCUCCUAGGACUCACCUGGGGGUUUGGACUGGCCACUGUGUUCCAGGAAAGCAGUGCUGUGUUCCAUAUUGUAUUUACUCUAUUGAAUGCCUUCCAAGGGUUGUUCAUUUUGUUGUUUGGAUGCCUCUGGGACAAGAAGGUACAGGAAGCUCUGCUGCAUAAAUUCUCCCUAUCUAGAUGGUCUUCACAACACACAAAGUCAACAUCUCUGGCUUCAUCAACUCCUGUAUUUUCCAUGAGUUCUCCAAUAUCAAGAAGAUUUAACAAUUUGUUUGGUAAAACAGGAACAUACAAUGUGUCGCCCCCAGAAACAACCAUCUCAUCCACAGAAAACUCAUCCAGUGCUUAUUCUUUGCUUAACUGAAAACAGAAAACCAGUCUUGCGUGACUUCUGGGAACAAUGGACUUUACCAUUCAUUGACAAGCUUCAGAAAAGGAGAUACCUGUAAAAUACCUAUCUGAAAAACACCCUCUCCCUCAAGGCCUUAUGGCACAGACUUUUGCACUAAAGGAAGAGGUCACACUCAAUCGUGUAAAGACUUUGACUCCAAGUGGUUUUAUUGUUUACUUUUGACUUUUUUUCUUCUUUGGAAUGAACCCCAGUGUGUACAGUAUUUAAGAGAUCUUAUAACGUUACCCCAAACCUAGCUUCUUCUUUGGCUUGAAUGUGAAUUAAGGUCUUGAAAAGACAUUGACAUGGUUCUCAGUUUCAACUCUGCUUAAAAUAAUAGGGACUAAAGAGUUAGGACGCCCCCAGAAAUUGUGACUUAAAAACUUUUUAAAAUCAAAAACAACAGUCUUAGAUGUAAUGAUGAUUAUCCAAGGUGGAGUAUUCUUAUGUGGCAAAUGGGGAAAAUAGAGAAAGAUAAGAAAUUAAAAGUGAGUUGUAGUAAAGCUAGUCCAAAUCAAUUGAUGGUGCCAUUCUGAAUAAAAUACAGAAAAAUGAUGAGGAAACAGCAAAAAAAGGAAAUGACAUCAUUAAAGACCUUUUCUCUUAGAAUACAGAAUUUGCUAAAAAACAGAAGAGAUUUAUGACUCCACUUGUCUUAUCCUUGUGUUUUGAGAUUUUUAUUGAUGAAGAAAAAAGGGCAAGGGAAACUGGGAGAGUAUUCUUUUGCAGACCCAAUCACAGAGCAAGGUGAGGUGACUAGAAUUUUGUCCAAGGGUAAGAAAUUUAGAGGAUGUCUAUAGCAUCAUUCCAUGGCACAUUUCCCAAGCCUCUUCUUUCCUCACCCCAUUAUGGCUUCCUGCCCUUCCUCCUACUUCAGCAGCUUCUGAAUCUUUUAGUUUCCUUCCCUCAGGGGCUGUACUCCAGGUGAGCCUACACUUCCCUACUGCCACUUGUCCCAGGUACAGAAAUAACUAGUUAUAGUUCAUCUCAAGCAAAAAACGAAUUAUUGGUUAAAGUAAGUAGAGCUUGUAAGACAAGUCAGGUUGUUAAGUUUCCUCAUUGAGACCGCUCUUUGAAAUGUGUCCCAAUGAUCUGGAAUCUUCUCAUUGCUAAAAUAUAUCUAUUGCACUGUAAAUAAAUCUAUAUUCUGAUUAUUUAAGAGCUUUAGCCAGGUACUUCUUUUCUGUGCAUUAUAUAGUGUUAUUACUCUUUAGAUGAUUGUGAUGGUGAUGGAUGAUAUAGGUGACAGUUUCUUUUGGUGUAUUCCAAAGCUAUACAUUGUCUCCUCUAGACUUCUCAAUCACAGAGCAGUUUUCAUUUGGAAGUCUAAUAUGGUUUAAGGUGACUAUAUCUAAUCACUUAGAAAAUCUUCCACAAGUGGAUUCUAUUUUAGCUGACUUCUCUGUGUUCCUAAUGACACUUCUGGUUGAUGAAGGAUUCUUUCCUGUAUAGUCCCCAUUUUUUUCUGUGCAACCCUUAUUUUAAAGAUAAUCCUUAUCUAUAGAUAUUUAUUGAGACUCUUUGUAGUUUUGCUAAGCACAAUGCCUAUAUAAAAUGCAUAAAGGCCCUACCCUCACCCUCUAUGAAGAUUAGGCAGAUAUGUAUAGAUUGUUCCCUUUUAAUAUUUUACUUGGCAUUCCUUUUCUUAUUUCAUCUUAGCCUUUCUUUUCAUUUUUUUCACCUUUUAUUUCUCUAUGUUCUUUCAAGACCUGGAAGUGGAAUAGGGAGGGUUAAAUUAUACUUAGUAUUAGGUAUCCAUUUACAAAAAUGCAGAAAUUUAUUCCUCCACCAAGUAUAUCUAAGAAUUGCAUAACAAAUGGCCCAACUGAAGAUUCCAUGGCUAAGAAUCUAUUAAGAAUGCUAGAUUAGAGUCAGAGAAUUUAUGUUCGAAUCUCACCUCUGACACUUCUUAUGUCUUGGAGUACCCAGAUUUCUGUAGCCUCAUCUAUAAACUGCGGGAGUUUGACUAUAUGACCUUUGAGGUUCUUUCUAGCCUUAAAUGGAUGAUCCUAUAAUAAAUGAAAACAGACUAAGAGGCCCAAAUUGGGGGAUUAACAUCAUGUUGGUCUUAGAGGAGGAUUUACCUUAUUCAUCAUCUAGUUUAGCCUCCUUAUGUUAAAUUAAAAAAAAAAAACCGAAGCCUUGGAGAGGUUUGAUGGUGUGCCCAAGGUCAUUGCUCAACCCCAAGGCUGAGAAGGCUUUGGAAGUAUCUAGAACAAAGAAUGGAUAACAAGGGAAGGAGAGAGCCUGAGUGAAAUGUAAGGUUGUUUUGUCCUGGAAACUUGGUAAGAACUCAGAUGAAUGUAGCUAGAAAAGAGAUAAGCACAAAAAAGUUAUAGAACAAAGCUCGAUUAUAGGAAAUUAAGGAAAAGUGAAGAGUGAACCAGAAUAGAUGGCAAUUUUUACAUCUGGAUUUUUAAUGGGAAAGGAAAGGAAUCCCUAGAUCCAUAUCCUGAAGUUAAUUUUGAAUACUGUUGCUUCCAUUGACUUCAAUGGAAACCCUAAGGAGAUUAUUGUGCUUCACAGCAUGAACAGGACUUGUGGAAUUCCAGGAACUUUCAUCAGGGUUACAUAGGAUAUGAUAUUGGCACUCUGCCCAUACUCCUGAAUGGGAGCACGUUCUCUCACUUCUACAUGACAAAAUGCACACACACACACACACACACACACACACACACACACACAUAUUCACACACCCUCCUUCAAUUCACUGGAGGGUGGCUCUGAAAAUAGAUCAAAAAAUGUAGUUCCAGAUUCAACAGGGUAAUAAAAGAAAAACAUCAUUUUCAGAUUUCUCUGCCUUAGUCCAAGAUGCAGAGGUCAAUCAUUGACCAUUCUACUGGGUGAUUUAUUUCCCAAGAAAUUUCCAGAGCACUGAGUGCUGAGAACCCAAAUUGUUUGAGUUCAUGACUGGAUUCCAAACACAUGGGAAUGCAGAACUCCACAGUUGGCCCUGUGGUAAGCUUUUCUUCCUCAACAAUAAUCAGUCCUCAUAUGAUAACCCUGAGGGAUAGAGGAGAGUUGUCAGCCAAGAUGUCUGAUAACUGGUGUUUACUGAAAGAUCUAGUCAGUUUUAUUUGCAGAGAGGGAUGGUGUUUGCUUUUAGUUGCUCUGCUCUCCAUCUUGAUAGAUUUACCUGUGAAAUCUCUAACAGAAGCUUGAGAAAUGAAAGUGAAACAUUUCUUUUUGAAGCCACCAUCUUCCAAAGGGCCACCCUCACUGACUUGGGAAGUUCUACCUGGCAUUGGCCAAGUUCCUACUAUGUGCAGAACACUGUGCAAGAGACUGGAUCAGAUAUAGGGAGAAAUAAAUUUUCUUCAAACUUAGCAGAGUUGCUGGCAUAUAGUAAGCAUUUAUUUGUUGAGGGACAGAUAGGUGACUCAGUGGAUAGAGUGCCAUGCCUAGAGGUGAGAGACUCUGGGUUCAAAUGUAAUCUCAUAUAUUUUCUAUCUAUGUAACCCUGAACAAGUCACUUAGUUCCAGUGUCCUAGCCCUUACCACUCUUCUGCCUUGGAACUGAUACUUAGUAUUGAUUCUAAGACAGAAGGAAGGUGUUUAAGAAAAUAAAUAAAUGCUUAUUGGCUGACUAGCUAGAAUGAGUCUAGAUCUCUGUAUUCCUAAGCCACUUGUAGUCUAGUAGUAGUCCUGCUGGUAUUUGUGAAAAAAGUAAUAUAUAGAAAUAUAGUAAGAAAUAUAGAAAAAAUAGAAAAUAUAGAAAUAGUCACUGAAACUCAGUCUAUUAAACCCAAGACACUGAGCAGGAAUCCAUUGCAGAUGGCACAACUCUGAAUCCUCUUCUCUUUAUGCCAACUAGUUAUUUGGAGAGAAAUGAAAAUCAUAGGAUUUUCCGAUUACGAUAAAAUAAGUUUGCUUUGAUGGGAUCAGAGAAAGGACAACAUGUUAGAGGGGAUUUCAAUUCAGAGGGCCUGAGUUUAAACCCUAACUCUUCUGCUUCCUUUAAUGACCUUAGACAAGUCACCUAACUUCUGUGAGCCUCUGUUUCCUCAUCUAUAAACUAAGAAGGUUAGACAAGAUGAUGUCUAAGUUCUCUUCCAGUUCUGGAUCAGUGUGUCUGGGAUUAUGGGGAUCACAAAUCUACUAAGGCUUACAAGGAUGAGAACUGUAACUGGGUUAGGCAGUAAUGAGGAAGCAGGGAAAAUGGAACUAGUGAGUAAUAUGAGGUGAAUUUUAGGGAGAGGUUUCAAGGUGAAGGUGGUUGAAAGUCAUGAUAUUUUGUGAGGUAGACAGAGGGCAAAAGGACUUUGGUGUUCAGUUAAGUUUGACUUCGUGACUCCAUUUAGGAUUUUCUUGGCAACGAUGCUAAAGUGGCUUGUCAUUUCCUUCUUCAGUUCAUUUGACAGAUGAGGAAACAGGCAAACAGGGUUAAGUGGCUUUACUUGGGUCACACGGUUAGUGAGCAUUUGUGUGUGGACUUGAACCCGGGUCUUCCUAACUCCAGGUCCAGUGCUCUUUCCACUGAACUGCCUAACUACUCCUAAAAGUGACUUACUAGAAUUAUUCUGAAGCCAGCAAAAACAAAACAAACAAACAAAAAUCCCUAACCUUUUCUUUACCUGUGAGAUUUAGGAGCAGUGAAAUUUGGUAGUGAUCUCAGAAGGGACUGGGCAAAUGGCAAUUAGGUGUCAUUAACAAACAUUUGGAACAAACAGCAACUACUCAGAAAAGAAGGGACUCUAAUUCUCAUGCCCUGGGUAAUAUUCAAGGUGUUAUAAUGACAAUGUCUUGUCACAGAGAUGAGGAGAAAGAUGCCAUUGGGCUAUUUACCAGGAAUGUAGUUUCUGUGUCAUCAUUUUCAAUUAUAUGCUGCCAGAGUGAUUGGAAAUGGACUUUUGAUCCAGUUUGAGGACAAAAAAGCAAUUAGAACCUUCAAAAGAAGUCCUUGUAGAUCUUCCUUCUUUGUAUUCAAAGAUUCUAUGGCUACCAACUAAGUCCCAUGCUAGAUUUCCUAAUUUCCACCAGACUUCUCAUACUAGAUCCAGUGGUGAUAUCUCCCACAUCCAGGUCAUUGCCGCUGGCCUGGGAUAAGAGUAUAAAGAUUAAAUCUGAUACCUGGGAACCAAUAUUUCAAUGAAUUCUUUGCAAAUCUUUGUACAUAAGAUUUCUGAUGGAGCAGUUACCUUCUUUCAGGAACUCCCCUUGCUUAAUAUUCAGGAAUUGUUUGAGUAGUAUUUCCACAAUUCUGCUAUAAAGUCUGAUAUUUCAAGCUUUAAUCACAGAGAAGUUAUACUACUUGCUUAUGUGAUGUGCCAUGUGGUGGGGCAUGCUAACAGUUAUAUCUGGUCUAUUUUAAAUAGUCCCACAGUACCUGCCACGAAAGUCUUCCUUGCAUAUUGACUAGCCCUGAUCAGAAAAGAUAUUAGGGAUGAGGAUUACUGUUGUUCAGUUGUUCAAACUGACUCUUCAUGAUGCCACAGCUCUCCAUGGGGUUUUAGCAAGGAAAUUUGAAUUGGUUUGCUAGUUCCUUUUUCAGUGAAUCCAGUGGAAUCAAGAGGUUAAGUGACUUGCCUGGGGUCAUGCAUCUACAAAGCAUCAGAGACUGGAUUAGGGAUGAGGGAGUUUAUGGUAUGAAGAGAUUGCUUGAUUUCACCUAAAGGAGCUGUUUUUCCAGGGUGGUUGGCAUGAUUCCUCUAGAAAAAGGACUCUUAUCAGCCUCAUGACAGAUAGAUUUCAGAGAAUCUAUGAACUUGGAUGAGGAAAAAGAAUCACAUCUUUAUGUGAAUAUAAUUGGUUUCCUUUGUAACUUUACAUAUUUUAUUUUAUGUAUUUUUAAAAUUUCAGUUCCUCCUUCCCCUUCUCACACCCUAGAAGGCAUCAUCUAGCAAACAGAUAUGCAUAUAUAGAUUAUGUCUUUCUUGUUUCCCCUUCUCAGUUCAUUUACUAAAGGCGAACAUUCACAAGUUAUUCUUCAAAUAUUAAAUCUGUUGCUAUAUAUAAUAUUCUCUUGAUUCUACUCAUUUCACUCUUCAUGAUCUCAUGUAGGUAUUUCCAAGUUUUUUCAAAAAAUUAAUCUGCUCUUCAUUUCUUAUGAUGUGUCAUUUUAUGCAUAUAAAAACAUGAUUCUGGGGGCAGCUGGGUGGGUCAGUAAAUUGAGAGCCAAGCUUAGAGAUAGGAGGUCCAGAUUCAAAUCUGACCUCAGACAUUUCCUAGCUGUGUGACUAUCAAUAACUUAACCCCCAUUACCUAGUCUUUACCUCUCUUCUUCUGCCUUGGAACCAAUAUAGUAUUCUAAAAUAGAAGGUAAAAGUUAAACACACACACACACACACACACACACACACACACACACACACAUUAUUCUGAGAAGAGAUUCUCAGUCUUUCCCAGAUUGCCAAAGGAGAUCAUGUUAGAAAACAUAAUCCAAGAACCCGUGUACUAUUUUAAGACGAUUGCUACCAAAAUGCAGCCCCUCACUUUUCUUUGUUCAGUCCAAAGUGCCUCUAUGAUGGGAUCAGAAGCAAAGAUUUCCCACUGUAAAUAGUGCUCUUUAGGGCAACUAGUGAACAUUUCUGGGUCCUUCUGAGUAAUUCUUUUGCCCUAUGAGCGAAAGUCAAGAGAGGUCACUUUUCCAAAACAAGAGGCCAUCCAUCAACUAUUGCAGAAAUCCUUGAAAGGGAUGGCACUGGGCAAAGUUUGUCUUGGCCACUUAUGAGUUCUCAGGCUACUAAUCAUCUAUGAACCAACUGUCUCUCAAUAUUUAAAUGGAUUUUCUGGCUAGUGAGCCCUUCAUAUAUGGGCCAGCAUCUGAAGAUGUUUCAAUAGACAGACUCAUGUCUGAUCCUUGCCCAUAAUACUAACACUUUUGUUUCCCAGUCCUUCAAAAACUUCUCUUUAGAGCUACCACCAUGGCUUCUUUCCCAGCCUCAAACUCCAGCCCCAUGCAAAUCAACACCUCAAUUUCAGAACCUGGAUUAGGAGCAUUUUCCUAUUUCAAUGGCCCCAUGGGCUUCCCUGGAGGUUCUCUCUCUUGCUUGUUAGAUCUCUCUGCACCAUAUCGUCCUGUCGAUGAUUUCAGCUUGUCUUCAAGCCCUCUGUUCUCUGUAAGAUAAUGUAUUCUAUCAUGUAAGAGGAAGACAUUUAUUUUUGUAUUUCAAAGAGGUUUUUUUUUUCCCCCUGUCACAAAACUCACACCUCGGAUAUAUAAGCAGAAGGGAAAUGAUUUGUUCUUGCUUCCUAUGUAUUUCAUCACCAAGUUCUUUGUCAAUAAAAGCUACCCACACAGGUGUGA
Molecule: messenger RNA, 12386 nt
Organism: Monodelphis domestica (gray short-tailed opossum)
Lineage: Eukaryota; Metazoa; Chordata; Mammalia; Didelphimorphia; Didelphidae
Gene: ADGRF5
Product: adhesion G protein-coupled receptor F5
Biological process (GO): adenylate cyclase-activating G protein-coupled receptor signaling pathway; energy reserve metabolic process; fat cell differentiation
Cellular component (GO): cytoplasmic vesicle; membrane
Molecular function (GO): G protein-coupled receptor activity
Source: RefSeq, a predicted model, not a curated record